AGUUGCCCAGAGAGUUUCUCAAACUUUUUGUGCCAAUAAAAUUCAAUGGAUUUUUCCGUACCAUCGAUUUUCGAAUGAAAUAUCGGAAACGACGUGUCAUUCUAAUGAGAGGUCGACUGUUUAAAAUUCGAAAUGCUGUGAAGCGAUUGUACCAGCAAGGCUAUGUCGUUCAACGCCAAAAGAGCGACUAUUUGAAGAGAAAACGUGAAGCUAUCCGCCGUCAUCUGUUGAACGAGUUCUCAAAUGGUUACAUUGACUGGCUAAUUUCUUAUCCAUUGCGACGAUUGCAAGGGAUGCGCUUCAAAGAUGGUUCCAGCAGAAAACCACGCUUCAUUUCCGAGCACAUUGACGAAAAUUCAUCGACACCACUCAUUCGACAAGUCCUACUGAGAAACGCAUCGUCAUCACCUUCAAGUUGUAGUCGCAACCGAAGCAGCAGCCAUUGAUGACAUCCAAAACACAAACACUUGUUCUCUAUCAUGAAAAGAAAUUUGUUCAUACGUUUAGAACUGUUGUACUUUUCGCUUAUCUAUCGGUUAAUGUGGUUUGAAUGUGGACCGACUGUCUGGAUCAUGAUGACUUUGAUUCAAGUAUUUUGAAUUCAUUUAAUCGAAUUCGUUCGGCAAAAGUUUAAUCGGUUUUUGGGAUAAGAUGGGAAAUGAGGGAACAACGAUUUAAAUAAACGAAGAAUAACGAAUUGAUGGAAAGAAAAACAUACGGAACAUUGAGAAAAAAAGAACAUUUGAAAAAAUAGGAAAAAACCAUUACAAAAUGAAAACCAUCAAAAAUACAAUGAAGAAAAACAUCCCAGAAUAUUUGGUAGAAAAACAAUCCAAUAAUCAUUGAGCAGAAAAAAGUAAAAUGAAGAGAAAAAAACUCAAUCGAAGGGAGAAAAAUGUACUGAUUGAAAUUUACAUUGAUUGCCCAUAUUUAUUUGACUCCUUAU
Molecule: messenger RNA, 946 nt
Organism: Sitodiplosis mosellana (orange wheat blossom midge)
Lineage: Eukaryota; Metazoa; Arthropoda; Insecta; Diptera; Cecidomyiidae
Exons: 4
Coding region: 75-446 (123 amino acids)
Source: RefSeq, a predicted model, not a curated record